GUGGCAAUUAUUUCACAGAUGAAGUCACGGAAAAAAUGUUUCAAUUUCGUAAACAGGACAAAACAUGAACAUACCAACGGAAAGAUAUCUGGAUCUUGGGAGAUUGCGUUUCGCAUGACAUCAUAAAGCCCUCAGUGUAGACCAUGCAAAGUUGAUUGGAUCGAUCCGCCAUAGUCGACGGGGUCCUAGUGGUGAUUGGUGUUAAACGGGGAUUAGAGAACGUGGAGAGAGAGGAAGAACGUGGUUGCGGGUUGUCGAUGUGAAUUCUUCUUGAUGGAUCGGAUUUAGCAGAUGAAGAUUGUGACAAGAUAUUUAGGAAGCGAGCUGGGGAGGCAUUCGAAAAACGAAUACCUAAGCCAUGAUGGAACGUCUGGAAAAGUUUCAAAUAAUCUUCAAUAAUCCCUCGGCAACUUACUGUGCUGGCGAUACUGUGUAUGGGUAUGGCUGGGUCGUGGUCAAAGAGGCAGUGUAUGUUCAAAGUCUUGCAUCAGGAACAAGAAUGACAAAAUGGGAAGGUGUUUGUCUAGAAGCUAUUGGAGAAGCCAAAGUGGAAUGGAUGACCUCUAGUGACAUACAGGCCUCAGACGAGGAGGUGUUCAACUAUACAACUGUGCUGCCAAUCAAAGAUAUUAAACUGGAACAUAUUCCAACAAAUUUAGAAGGUGAAAAACAAAUUGAUGAUGAAGGAUUGUUACAUCCAGGAUCUCAUUACUUUCCAUUUGAAUUUGUUCUUCCAUCAAAACUGCCAUCUUCAUUCAAGGGAAAGCAUGGCAGAUUGCGGUAUUUCGUGAGAAUGACAAUUUAUUCCCCUGGUGGGCCCCAUCACGAAAGAACAAGUAAAUUCGCGGUUAUUGGAGCCUUGGACCUCAACUCUGAACCCGAUUCUGCACUGCCAGUGGAGAAUGACACAUUUGAGGCGGUUGGAUCCUGGUGCUGUGUAGCUGGCACAGUCACUGCAACACUAAGACUUGAUCGGAAGGGUUACACACUUAAGGAAGCCAUCCCUGUGUGGGCGGAAAUAAAGAACUUAAGCACACGGAGGAUAGCAGCCACACAAGUAUCACUAAUACAGAAUGUAACCUACUAUUCCUAUCGAGGGAGAUUUUCUGAGUCGACACUGCUAGUAACUGUCCAUAAAGGCAGUAUAGCCCCUCGUGGAAAACAAACCUGGCAGAGAGAGCUACUGAGCAUUCCAACCGUCCCGCCUUCACAUCUUAGAGGAUGCAAGAUCAUUGAUGUACAGUACAGUAUAGAAUUAUGUAUAAAACCAGCAGGACUGGCCAGGAAGGUGAAGCUGCCAGUGGACAUUGUCAUAGGCACUGUACCUCUCCAAGAUGCACAACAUCGAGUCACAUGUCACCCACUUCUUUCACCGAGUGACAACAGCUUCCCGUUUCCAUUCUUCUCUGACAGCUCAUCAGACCACCUAUGUUUAACAGACAUGUCCUUCCACAGUAUGCUCCCAACAGCUCCACCCUGGGAGGAGGAUGACGAUAUUCCCUGACCGAGCUCAAGGCACAUAGCUAUGACGAGUUGAAGAUCAUUCCUGCAACCUGAAAGCCUCCUUCUGUGUCCCUAGUGACGCAAAACAUCUGACAGUGCUGUGUUACUUGCUCAGUCUCUACCCACAGCGCCAGUGGUACAAUACAAAUCAGACACUGUGCACAAGCCAAUAUUUUCAUCUCAGAAUAUCUUUGUACGAGGAAACAUACCCAUGUGAAGUAAUUGUGUUCAAAAACUGCCCAUGCUUCAUAAUGAGUGAUCACUUAAUACAAUUUUAACAUUUGCCAGAAGACAGACAGGCUUUAUUUUUCACUGUCCGUGAGACAUUGAUGUUGUGAUUUAUGUGGUGCAUCAACCAUGGCUGGUCUUUCAUAUGGUCCCAAGGAUCUUUGUGCCAUGACAACGUUGAAGAGACAGCUCGAAGUGCAAUAUGUUCAUAGAAUGAUAAUUGGAUAUUGUUUUAGAAUCACAUUGUUGAUGACCUUCAUGUUGGCCAUAAUUCAACACUGCAUCAUCAUGUACUCAAUAACAAUGCACCAGUCAUCUGUCAACACUGUAAAGCUACACUAUAUAACAAGCUUCUAGUUGGUCAGUAGAUGUGUGGAGCUGUUCUUGAACAUCACUGGUACUGGACGUAGAUCUGAGGACUGUAGUGAUCACUAACUGAUAGUCGUCAAAGACAGAACAUUAUUUGUAAAUUCAUUAGUUAGAUCUGCACAGUCAUCCCAGAUCUGCAGACCAUUUUCAACGAAUGGUCUCAUGAUGACUGUAUAUAGUCGAUAUAGCCAAUGUUAUAGCUAGAUCACAGGAGUACUGAUACUCCUUAUCUCCGUGACUUUGGCCCAAGGUCAUCAGCCAAGAGCUACUGAGGACUUGAUCUCCAUCAUCUGCCUUUCUGCUGAGUGUCAGCCAUUGUAGUAUGUACAUACCUGGCCUUUGUGCAGCCACUGUAGCAGACAUCCAUGCUUGUCUCACCUGACACUACUGUUGUUCCAUUAUAGCAUGUUGCAAGCAGGAGCAUAUAUGUUCCACAUUUGAAACAAGUAAAUGUAGCAUUUGACAGUAUUCUAGGGGGAACAAUUAACCAAGGCAUUGUGAUACAUGAAUAUGUCACACUGUAGUAUUAACAUCCAUAUCUUAUGUUGUGGUUUUCUUUCCUAUAGGUGUGUGCCAUUAUUUACCCUAGAUUGCUGGACAGGGUAACAUCAUUUCAGCCUUAUUAAACAAAGGUCCAUGAUACCACUGUUUUCAAGCAGUUAAGGUUAUUCCUGGUCUGUAUCAAACUGGUUAAUCCUUUCUGAGAUAGGUACUUUUGUAUAGUUAUAUUUUACUGUUCAACAGGUAGGCUGCAGUACUAUUAAGGGUACAUUUGGUUCAUUGUCAUGAAGCCAUGUAGGGGAACACUAAUGUCAAUAUAUAUGCCCUUAAAAUAUGAAUAGUAAGUUAUUAUGCUUUAUGAGUUUGCCACUAAUGGAAAUUAUAUGCUGCUUUGGUAGAGAUGGAUUAAAACUUGCAUGUUGAGUGAAAUUCUGAAAUGUGCAACAAUAUUCAAAUGACAGUAUACAUUUAUAAUACCAUAGCACAAAGAUGUUGCAGUGAUGCCAUGUGCAGAUUUCAGGUAAGAAUUGGUCCCCUGUAGGCUGUAAGAGGCAACUUAAUGGACUGGGUGGACAGGCUCAGUGACUUGGUUGAUUGCAUGUCAUCACACCCCAACACUGUGUAUCUUUGAUCAUAAUAUCAAUCUUUGAUUUUUUGGUCCAGAUUGGCCUUAGGAAAGUAUCAUAUUUUGCUGAAACACACGUUAUGUGACAAUAAUAAAUAACCAGUCCAUAAAGAAUGUUUAAGUUAAACAAACCCCCAACCCCGCCAUCACACCACCCCAUGUAGUUGUGAUAAAUUCUGGUGACCCCCUUCUCUUGUUGUGUCAUAUUUUUAUGACACCUCAUCCCCCCACCCUUAAUCCACUGGACCCACCCCACCCCCCUAUGAUAAAUGAGUAGUUCCCAAAUGGCAUUCAUAUUUGUUGAGUUGACAUGUCUUGUAUCUUUGUCUAUGAUUCCCCACUGCAAUGGCUCAUCCAUGGUAGGCUGCACCCAAAUGUGGGACAGCACUGUGUGCACUACAUAUUGUAUCAUGAUUGUGAGUAUUGUUGCAAUAUGUCAACCAUUGCUCAUCAGUUUUCAUGGAAAAGUGAGAAUUGUUUAUUGAUAUUAUUCAAAAUCAUGUUUCAUUUUUAAUUGCUUUAUCCCAAACAUAACAUAUUGUAAUGAACUGUAGAAAUCUGCAUGCGUGGACAGAGUAGAUCAACAUCUGUUUAUGUGUGAUGGAUGAGCUAUUUGCACAAAGGGAAUUAUGCGUUUCUAAACAAAGUUAUCCAAAGUAGCUAUAUACAGCAAUAUUUUGUGAACAUCUUAGCAAGACAGGACUGAUGUCAAUACAUUUGAGUAGGGUUGAUGACUGUAUAUUUUUGGGCAGGGCUGUUUUUGAUGUUGCAUACAGAUGUUGAUAGGAAUAGAUUUGACUAAAAGCCAUCAAUUAGAAACUUGAGUUUUAUCAAAAUGGAAUGGCAACGGGUAUUGUUCAAGAAAUGGUUGUGAAUAUUUAUUUUUGUCAGCAGAAUACUUAUAAUACUGUUAUGGCUUUGAAUAUUGUCCAUUGCUGACAGACUCUGUUUUUGUUUUAAUUGAAUACUGAUAUUAUUAAUACAAUAAUCUUUACCGGAGAUGACUGUUUUAAAAUCUCAUCUAUUUUUACAGAUUCUGUUCGUUUAUUUUGGGUGAGAGAUCAAACACAAAGAUAUUUUAUUGUAUUACUAUUUCUUUAAAUCCUCACUUCUUGUUCAAAUGUUUCAUCAGUUUUAUUCAGGGCAGUGUGCUUUAUCCUGUUGAAUAAUUACCCUUGACAGCUGAUGUUCCAGUACUUUCUUUCACAUUUGCCAACCAAAGAAGUCCUUAUGAUUACGGUAAUCCUAGCAGAGCAAAUAUUAUGUAACAUGAUUAUUUUGUGAAAUGAGAUCAAACUAAACCCCUCAUACCAUGAUAGGUGUCCAUUAGACAUUGCAUCACUCAUAUCCGCCAAAACACCUAAUUAUGAUGAGGGCAGAUUGUUUUAUGCAAGCUGCUAGCAGAACAACUAGCUCCAACCUGAAUUAUUGCAUGGACUACAAUUGUCUUUCAUAAGGUGCUCGACUGUUGAGCCAAAUCAAGAAAUUUGAGAUGGGAUGUCUCUGAUCCUCAUGUGGAGUUUGUCAAACUAGGACCAAUGUUACUUUGGGAUAGAGGGAACUUUUCAUUCAAAUUACAGUAAUGGUAAUAGUCAACUGACAGUAUCAAUACUUUGAAAUUUAUAUUUUCCACCAGUUUUUUAUGGCCAAAUUUUGAUAGUAUACUGGUUCUGAUUUUUACAAAUGUGCUAGUUAUUAAUGUGGGUUUGUAAUCAUAAAUUAGAAAUAUUUCCUGUUCCACAUUCUUAGUGUGGCACUCAAAUGUAUUUUCAGAAAUUUAGAUCCUUUGUGUCACUUUAAUUUUGCUUUGAAAUACCAGUUAAAAGUCAGCAAGACAUGAAGAAAAUGUACAUCAGUAAACAAACUGUUUCUCACCUUGUCCAUGUACUACACCUCCGAGGGUCACAAAGGACGGUCUAGGGAAUGGCAGUUUGUAGCUUUUACAUAUUUAACGCUGAUAUAGUCUGCUGUUUAUGCCUUCUGUGAAUAGAACCUAGCAAGGUCAAACUGCUUUGUUGCUGUUAUCUACAUGGUUUGGUCAGCCUUAAGUAGCUUUGUUAUUGGUGUCUUGAACAUUCUUCCAAGAAGCAUAUGAACCUGGCUCUUCUGUACAUAUUCCUAACAGAACUAGAUGAGUACCAUACAUUUUUGUGGGGAGAUGAAACUGUUACAUAGUAUUACAAUUAGAAAGUCAUGAGGGUAUGUCAAAAGUUGCCCUUGGGAAGUAAUAUAUGCUUAUUGAACUAUGUAGGUGUGCUUGAUACAUGACCGACUGUUUGAAUCACACACAGUGGGGAAUGUUUGCCAGAUGAUAUUCCCCUGAUAUUGCAGAUUACCAAUCUAAGUGUGAAAGCAUCAGUUUCCGCAUCAUAGCAGCUGUAGUAGCAAGGGUGUGAAAUGGGAAAUUCAUGUCACAUUCUUUUGGACUUUAUUGACAAUACAUUGCUUUAGGGUUUAACUCCACAAAGUGUGCACUAUGUGCCAUUAUUUAAUCAGAUGAAUCGGUUGCCAUGGCAAUAAGACUAGACUGUCAUGAGGCCAUGAAGCGACGAGUAUAGACCAUGAUAUUUUUCCCGAAAUGUCCACUAGAAAACAAUAAAGGAUUUCUUAUCAGUCUAGCCCUGCUGGAUACCUUGAAAAUGUGAUUGUUUCUGACGUUACCGAAUAUCAAUAAUGGUUCUGGGUUAUGCCAAGAAAUAAUAUCAAAUGCGUGGCACUAGCUAUCAAUGACAGGAGUACCAUGCGUUUGUGAUUUGCUUAAUGCCUCUAAGCAAAAACACAUUUAAGAAACAUUGUUGUUCCUCAAUUAUUGAUCAGCACUGAAGCACAGAAGUGGUACUGAGAAAUGUCGACAGUUGUCUCCAUGAAGUGAGAGUACUAUUUGUGCUUUUCAAGUAACAUUCUUUAUGACAAUAGACAUGUAUUCUUCAAGUUCUUCAUAAAUAUUACAGCUGCCAAAACUUGUUUUGUUCACAUGAACUUAUAUUUAGGUUGGCCAAAAUCUAUUGUGUAUAUGGCAGAAAUAAUUCAAAUAUAAUGCUAUGCAAUAUGUAUAAUUUUUACAUUAGCAUAGCCCAUUAUGAUCAUCUAAAACUUCAUUCUACUCGGCAUAUGGCACACAUUGGUUAUGUUAAAGUCAUGCAUAAUGUGUCUUUGUGUCCAUACGGGGUAUAGCCCUCUAAUCUAUACAAUAGAUUCAUCACCAACAUUCAGAUAACAUUCAUAUAGGCAUCAUUUCAUUUUAAAAUCUCAACCAUUCUGAGCAGUUCAUCAAAUCGUCAUUGUCACAUAUAGACAUUAUCUACUACUGUCAUGACAAAGUUAUAGCCAGUGUUUUCAUAGUUUUGACUGUUAUUAACAUGUGAUUUAUAGAUUGGAAAGUAUUUUUUCAAAUAACUACAGAUGUUACAUUUCCUUAAGAUGGUUUAACAAAAGUUGGUUUUAUUCAUAAUCUGUUAAAGAUUGAUGUUUUCAAAUAGUGUCCAAGAAAUCGUUUAAGAAUAUUUGUUUGAAAAUGUUAACUGAAAUCGAUUUCAGUUGAACUAAAACCAUUGAAUGUUAAGAAUGUUUUAUGAUGUGUAAACCGUGAGGUGCACUUGUGAUAACAUAUAGGCUGUAAAUAUUCUUUCAAGAUAAAUAAUAUCUUGUACCAUGGCGCAGCCUCGGGAUAGUCGGGUACAAGGAUGGCCCAGGGUUGUACAUCAUGAACAGCUUGCAAUAUGUGCACCCUGAACAGACAAACCAGUGGCUGUUAUACUACUCAACUUUUGAUAGUGGUAGGGAGUAUCCAGGUGGGGACAAUGUGACUGAUUGUCGGAUAUGUUGUCACACAAAUAGUAUUUGAUGUUGCCAUGGAAAUGAAGCAUGUGCAGCUUCAUAAAACAGCUUGAUAAAACAACAUUUGAGAUUUCAUACCAAUUUUUUUUAAUGUUUUAGAUGUAUACAAGGGUUCUAACUUAGGCUUGACUUGGAAAGUAAAUUAGCUCAUAAUUGUGUUUCGGAAAUGAGCUCCAUUGUAUGCAUGCUGAAAAAGCUUUAUUGGGUAUUUACGCAUGCUGUCUUUUUAUACUUGAGUUUUUCAUGAAAUGCGUUUCUGUACGCAAGUUAAUUGAAAGUAAUCGGGUUUUGAAUAAGUUUUUGUUGUUUUUGUUUGUUGUUGUUUUUUGUUUUUUUGGGGGGGUAUUUUACGCAAAUACGCAACUUAUCUGUAGCUCUGUCCCUAUCAAAUGUUGAGUGGUAUAUGCUGAACAAACAAAUAGGGUCAUGAAUAUUUAGAGGAUUUUGAUGAACUUGUGUCAUCACUACAAAGCAUAUCCCAUACAAUAUUCAUGAUCCCUAAUCUAUUUUGUUCAGUAUAGUUUGGACAAAUGAAUGCGGGAUGCCUGCAUUGCUUGGCUGGAUAACCAUGAAAGAUAUGUAUGGUCCAAUUGUCUUUGGGGUAUGCUGCUGUUCCAAGGCUGGAACCAUGCAAGUGCUGAGCUAACGGUCUCACCCACAGGUGUGCGUUGAUGAAGACCUUCAUCAGCACGACCUGGUCAUGGAAAAGAAAACUAGGGCAUAUUUUAUACCUUACCCUAUAACACCAUGUCAUCAACAGUGAAGUACCCAUCAUGUAAGGUGUAAUUAAUGAAGACAUGAUUCAGUUUUUCAUCCUAAACAUCUUCCCUGAGAGACCUUCACAUGACAGCCAUCUUUCCUUAUGGCUACCUGAUGCUCCCAUUUCAGUACUGUAUGUUUUUAAGUUUGUUCAUUAUUCUCAUAGGAAAAUAUUGCAUGUUAAUUCAUGUAUUCAUGGGUAUAUAUCAGUACAAAUAUAACUCAAUGUUUGUUGAUAUUAUGAAAUAAAUGUCUUUUAAAACA
Molecule: messenger RNA, 8086 nt
Organism: Haliotis rufescens (red abalone)
Lineage: Eukaryota; Metazoa; Mollusca; Gastropoda; Lepetellida; Haliotidae
Product: arrestin domain-containing protein 2-like
Exons: 11
Coding region: 359-1504 (381 amino acids)
Biological process (GO): protein transport
Cellular component (GO): cytoplasm
Source: RefSeq, a predicted model, not a curated record